This is a messenger RNA of Limanda limanda (common dab), 650 nucleotides long. RefSeq names its product cytochrome b-c1 complex subunit 10 (gene uqcr11). The record is from RefSeq and is a predicted model, not a curated record. The transcript is spliced from 3 exons. Gene Ontology annotation, biological process: mitochondrial electron transport, ubiquinol to cytochrome c. The coding region runs from base 63 to 233 and encodes 56 amino acids. NCBI's taxonomy places the organism in Eukaryota, Metazoa, Chordata, Actinopteri, Pleuronectiformes, Pleuronectidae. Gene Ontology annotation, cellular component: mitochondrial inner membrane.
AUUACUUCCUUUGAGCUCUUCCAGCCGCGCACCGGGCGUCAGGAGGAAACAUCUCAGACAAAAUGUUGACUAAAGUCAUCGGUCAGAAGUACGUGUCCAUCGCUAAAACAUGGAUCCCCACUCUUGCUAUAUGGGGCAGCGUUGGAGGAGUCGCUCUUGUCCACUUCACAGACUGGAGGUUGUUUCUGGAUUAUGUUCCCAUCAUCAACGGCAAAUUCAAAAAGGACGAUUAAUGGCAGCCAGGUCAGUACUACUUUUUACUCAAAGACUUGAAUAAUGAACAGAAGCUGCUGCAGCCGGUACCUUGCACUGUUGUCCACCUGCAUGCCAGGCCACUGGUCAUCUUCACCCUGCAGCUCAGUCAACAUCAACCUAUUCACCACCAACAUCCAGCGGAAAUGCAUCAUGAUUUGGCAUUUCAACUUUUCCUCUGCCAAAACCUGAUUGGAAGGAAAAUGUAAACAGGGAGGAUAAAUGGACUCUUGUUUUUUUCUUUUGCUGUUCAGUUUGGGUUUAGGUAUUUAUUUUUAAUCAUCAAUUCUGUGUGAGAUGUGGAUCAAACCUGAUUCACAAAAUAAAAAUCUGUCCUUUAUGUCAUGCUGUAAUUGUUUUGAUGAGAAUAGGUAAAAUAUGUGAGAUUUAUCCUGAAA